AUGUCUAAAGUACUCAAGGACGAAGCUCAUAUCGAGCGUGAUGAGCACACUCGCUACAGCGAUGAAGGCCACGACGAUACUACCGUGUCCAAGCUUCCCAAUGGCGCGGGGAAUAUCCAGAACCCCCUUCGACGCUUUGGCAAGGAGAAGGUCAUCAGCGAUGCUCAGCGCUUCGCCAAUGAAAACGGCAUGGCUGAACACGCCGAUCUCUUUGGCCGCGCCGCUCUGGUCGCGCGCGACACCAACAACUUUGAGAUGGUGGAGGAGCUCCUCCCGGACGAGCGCGAGGCGUUGAUCUAUGAGCGUGACCACAAAUGGCACGGUCCGCCUAUGCUUUGGUACUCUAUCACUCUCUGUGCUGUCGGUGCUGCCACCCAAGGAUGGGAUCAGACCGGUUCCAACGGUGCCAACCUCUCCUUCCCCACUGCCCUCGGCAUCAACGGUGUAGGGCGCGACGAGUGGCUUGUCGGUCUCAUCAACUCGAUCAUCUUCCUCUCGGCCGGUCUUAUCGGUGCCUUCAUUGUCGAUCCCCUCAACCACUAUCUCGGUCGUCGAGGCGAAAUCUUCCUUACCGCGGCGUGCCUCACCGCUACUCCUAUCGCUUCGGGUUUCGCAAAGUCAUGGGAGGCAUUGCUCGCCAUCCGUUUCGUCAUGGGUAUCGGAAUUGGAGCCAAGAACGCCACUGUUCCCAUCUUCUCGGCCGAGCUUGCCCCGGCUAGGAUCCGUGGAGCGCUCGUCAUGUUCUGGCAGCUUUGGGUCGUAGCAGGCAUCUUCCUUGGUUUCUGCGCCAACGUCAUCGUCAAGGACACCGGAGACAUUGCCUGGCGUCUCCAGCUCGGAUCCGCCUUCAUCCCCGCCUUCAUCCUCAUGCUCGGAAUUUGGUUCACUCCCGAAUCGCCCCGAUGGCUCAUGAAGCACGGCAAGUACGCCCAGGCGUUCGUCUCGUUCAGCAAGAUCAGGGCGCACCCCAUCAUUGCCGCGCGCGACUACUACUACUCGUAUGUCAUCUACGAGGAGGAGCUUGCCCUUACCCACGACUCGAAUUACUUUUCCCGGAUGAAGGAUAUCUUUGUCAUCCCUCGGAUCAGGCGGGCCAACUACGGUGCAUCCACCGUCAUGCUUGCCCAGCAGAUGUGUGGUAUCAACAUCAUCUCGUUCUACUCGUCGUCCAUCUUUGUCAACGUCGGGUAUUCGGACGUUCAGGCACUGUACGCCUCGCUCGGGUAUGGUGCCAUCCAGGUCAUCUUUACCAUCCCUACCCUCUUCAUGAUCGACACGGUUGGCCGGAGGAGGCUUUGUCUGAUCACCUUCCCCCUCAUGUGCCUGUUCCUGCUUGCCGCUGGGCUUUCGCUUCUCAAGACGGACGGCUCUCCUGCUGCCAGGCUUGGACCGGUCGUACUCUUUGUUUACCUUUUCACAAUCAUGUACUCACUUGGCGAGGGACCCGUCGCCUUCCAGUACUCUGCCGAGGUCUUCCCAACUAUUCAGCGUGAGCAGGGAAUGGCCUGGGCUGUAUGCAUCAACAACACCUUUGCUGGUAUCCUCGGUCUCACUUUCCCGCGGAUGCAAACCGUCAUGACUCCUACCGGAGCUUUCGGGUUCUACGCAGGACUCAACUUGAUAGCCUGGGCCAUGGUAUUCUUCUUCGUGCGCGAGACCAAGCAACUCACCUUGGAAGAGAUCGAUCAGGUCUUCACCAUGUCGACGCCCCAGUUCGUCUCGCACGAGAUCAAGCACAAGGUCCCGGCAUUCUGGAAGCGCACCAUCUACAACGCCAAGGUCAUGAUCCCGUACGCGAUCAAGCGGAACGUCUUCUUCCAGCGCAGCACGCCCCGGCCCGAGACGAUUCAGGCGCCGCCAAUCUUGAACCAGGCUGGACCUACGUCGGAUAUCAAGGCUUGA
This is a messenger RNA of Dioszegia hungarica, 1902 nucleotides long. RefSeq names its product sugar transporter. NCBI's taxonomy places the organism in Eukaryota, Fungi, Basidiomycota, Tremellomycetes, Tremellales, Bulleribasidiaceae. The record is from RefSeq and is a predicted model, not a curated record. The transcript has 10 exons. Bases 1 to 1902 code for a protein of 633 amino acids. Gene Ontology annotation, molecular function: myo-inositol:proton symporter activity. Gene Ontology annotation, biological process: transmembrane transport. Gene Ontology annotation, cellular component: membrane.